Molecule: messenger RNA, 17627 nt
Organism: Pocillopora meandrina
Lineage: Eukaryota; Metazoa; Cnidaria; Anthozoa; Scleractinia; Pocilloporidae
Source: the annotation of a GenBank genome assembly
AUGGAUGGGUAUCAAUCUUAUGACGAGACAGUAGAAUACCCUCCAAUGAAUUGGUUUGAGACACCGGCAGUUGUUCAACUUGAAGCAGGUAAUGAAUUUAUCAAAUAUAUAUAAAAAAAAAAUAUAUCUAUAUAUAUAUAUAUAUAUAUAUAUGUACACAAUUAAGAUAUAUCCACCCCAGACGAUAAAUAAUGACUGGUUCGCAUGUCUACUCAUGACGAGCUUUGCGUCGGAAAAAAAAUUUAUGCAAAUUAGCUGGCUGCACGUUGAAUGUGCAGCCAGCUAAUUUGCAUAAGUAAUUCAAGCCAAGGCUCGACGCCUCUUGGUGGCAUGAGGUGUUCGCUAAACAUUCCAGGAUAUCCGGUAAUCGCUUCAAAAAAUGUAAUUAUGCUCCCCUCGAAUGAAAUGGAAAAAACUGCAACUUCCGAUGAUUACAAUUCUAAUCAUUUUCAAGAUGCAACUCUACUUUGUUCACUCAUUUUCCAGAAACAAGAGUCCAGAGAAAUGUCUCAAACAAACCUAACGGGUCUAAUUCGAAAAAACUUAAAUGGCGGUACGUUAAGCUUAUUUUCUCUGUAGAGAAAAUACAUGUCUUAAAGAAGACAACAGUAAAUCGUUAACACAAGGUCCACGAAUAUUCCUGACCAAAUGUUACAGAAACAUAGAACAGGAACAAUUUAAAACACGUAAAACGAAGAAACUCAAAAAUAGCCUAAAAAGCGGCACCGGUAAAGCUGAUUUCACCUCCAUGAUCGAAGAUCUAGGCCUACGUAAGGUUAACUCCGACAAACCCUUCUUUAUACAGUCAUGGUUUUUAACUUUCUGGUCUCCUCCUUCGGUCUUCAAGCUUCGGCGCAAUGCCUUUUAUGUGCGAAGGUUUCAGUUUGGAACGGCAUUUUUAGCUUUUCUGUAGACACCAGUCUUCGGAAAAGCUAAAAACUUAACAGGGGAGAAGCUGGUCUAAAACAUCGUUAUUGCAUGUUAGGUCAUUGGGAACAAUUUCACACGUAUGAAUAUCGUCUUACGCGACUGCCGAGUUAGGAGGGAUAAGAAAAGGUUAAAAAUAACCCUCAGGUAUACGCUACCCAAGAGGGUAUAGAAGAGAUUAAAAAUAACCCUCAGGUAUACACUACUCAAGAGGGUAUGCAAGAGAUUAAAAUAACCCUCAGGUAUAAACUACCCAAGAGGGUAUAGAAGAUAUUAAAAAUUAAUCCACUACCCAAGAGGGUAUGCAAGAGAUUACAAUAACCCUCAGGUAUACACUACCCAAGAGGGUAUGCAAGAGAUUAAAGGUAAUCCUCAGGUAUACACUACCCAAGAGGGCACGAAAAAUUGAAUUCACACCAAUUUAUAUCAGAGACCGCUCUUUGUCUGGACUCUUUCUUUUGACUGAAAGUUGUGGCAUCCACCAUUAAUUUAUAUAAUUAUUAUCCUUUACUAAUUCCCGAAUGUCUUUGUCAAGCUCGGCUAUUCUCGAAUGACAUCAUUGCAAUUUCCCAUGAUAUUUCGACUGGAGGCAUUUCCCGCCUAAAGUGUACGGUCGAGGGCGAUUUGAUUUACCGCAUCAAAAGCAAGAUUAUGUUUUGAGACCUCGCGAAUCCAUCUGCUGGAUUUCUCCCUGUCUAAUUAGUCCGGCACAGAGACCACUUGAAGAUAUAACAUGCAUGUUGUUUGAUUACCUGGCGUUGAACGAACAGCCUUUGUUGGCGCGCUUGAGAUCUGCUGGCGGGACAGAACGUAUUGUAGUCAUCGCGGAAUCGACGAAACAAUUCGUUAUUUGCAAAAGCUUUCGGCCUGAUUUCACAUUAACUUCUCGUUAGCACAUACCAGGACUUUUUGGGGUCGAGAUUGGAUCCCGUAGCUAUAGAAAGCUCAGCCGAUCGAUCGAAGACUUCAGUCUCCAAGAUAAGAUCGCGCCAAGUGAUUUCAAUGCCAGAUUUCUUGUGUUUUCGUAAUUGAAAUUCGAGCAUAGAUGCAGUAUUAAUUAUUAGGUGAACCUUUAAUUUAUAAUCAACAGGUUUAAGUAACCGCACAGACACCUACCGACCGCAAACGUUGAUGUAAUUCUCUACACUGAUGACAGAAAUAUAGCGCCUCCGUAUAAUGUAUGCUGCGAAUUUUUUUUCGGGGCCAAAGCUCCUCAUGACCAAUCAGAAUUAAAAUUUAGCAAAAAUAAGAAAAUAUCAACACAAAUUCUCUUGGCAAAAGACAAUGCAACCCUGUCUACUAACAAAAUUCGUUCGAUACGUUGCCCUAACUACUUAUUUUGAACUCUCUCUUCAGCGUGUUCGGGCGAAGAAGCACUUGGGCUAGAGAGCGGUCUCAUUACUGAUCAGCAGAUUACCGCUUCAUCCUCCUGGAGUAAGUCACUCGGAAAACAGAACGCCCGACUAAACCAACUAGCCGCCCGCGGUAAAAAAAGCUCCUGGUCAGCUCAAAGCAAUGAUCUCAAUCAGUGGCUUCAAAUCGAUUUCGGACGAAAUGUGAAAAUUACGAAGCUUGCGACUCAGGGACGUAAUGACUACGGCGACCAAUGGGUGAAAAGUUAUACUCUCGCUUACAGCGCGGAAGGCAGUAACGUUUUUCAGGCCUAUCAAGAGAAUGAAUCAGAUAAGGUGCAGUGGUUUCCUUAAUGUUGCAUCUUAUGUAGCGAGGGCUGUGAGGAGCUUUGGAAUUUUUAUGUGAUUUUUAUUUAUUUUUAAUAAUAGGGGUCACAUUUCAUAAGACAUAUCGCCAUUUCGUGUCUGAUUAUCUCCAUUUUAAGUUUGUGUCUGUAUGAGUAACACAUCCGGCUUCUCAUUGAUUCUCAACCAUAUGUAAAUAUAGCUGACGUUUUUCAUUCGAGUCGUCAACUUUUUGAAAUUCAGUGAGGUGGUUAACCAACCUUUAUCAACUUUUAAAUAAUGCCAAUCUUACUGUUUGACUUUCCCGAAGACAAAGUGCAACAGUUUGUUUAGCAAUUCUAAUUAGCGGUCUUUCCCCGCGCUUCUAGUCGUUCAUCAGUAAGUCAGCCAAUCUCACUCUUGAGGUCCUAUGGCGCUGGAAUCGCCGUGAAACAUCAUCAACGGUGCAUGCAUCGGUCUUCGUUGAAAUUCGCUAAAUUUGCCAGCGAUUGUCUUUGCGGAAGUAAUCUGAAUUCCUUGUGAAGUCACAUGAAUUGUUCAUUUUGUUUUCCAGGUUUUUACUGGUAAUACAAAUCGGAACACCGUGGUUACCCAUGUCUUGUUGCAACCAAUCACAGCUCGAUAUGUCCAAAUAAAACCAAAAUCAUGGAAUAACCAUAUUUCCAUGAGGGCCGAGUUUUACGGCUGUAUUCUCUCAGGUAAGAGACCGGUCAUUAUUUAAGGGGAGGGGGGAGGGAGAGGGGGUUGCAAGCAGGUGGCUUUGUCAUAAUCAAAUUUACCUGAUUUUCCCUUCCCCCUCCCUAAGGCUCUAUAAUCUCGUUAUGAUCAUCUCUCGUUGGCAGUCGAUUUUCUGUAAUCUCUCCUUCAUUAUGUUGGCGACGAAUGAUCCCCCCAAAUUACUCUGCACCCCUCCUUCCCAAGGUGAUUACUGAUCUUUAGUAGAGAUAAGAUAAAUAAUGAGGCAUUACUUCAUGGUUAUGGUUACAUGGUUAUCAUCAACAAUCUUAGACAUUACCUUGAUCAAUUUACGCAUUUUUUUUAUACCUUAAAACAAAUCAUAGACCGUUAUCAAGUACUGGGUCGGAAUGUCCACAUGAAUCACGUUCAAGAGCGUCUUUGUGACCAAAGCGAGGUAACCUUUGGACAGAACCAGAAGCGAGCCAAUAGAAUUGAGCUUGAAAUUCUAUCUGAUACUGUAUAUGUUCAGGUAGGUAUUUUUACAGUUAACUUUGGAUAAGGGAAAUUUGUUUUUUGUACCCAUUCGUUUGUUCCCAAGAACCUUUCGCACUCAUUCGAUUCGUACUAAAUUCAGACGAUUCGUUCCCAGUUUGUUUCAAUUCGUACCCGUCCAACAUUCAGUGACGAUCAAAACUUAGGAGAUCUCAAGAAAGGAUGUUGAUUGUUGCGCAGGACACGUUAGUAAAGAGACAAGCGGGUUAAACACUAUCAAAGUUCUUUUGCGCAUGCUUGUAAUCUUCUUAACGAUAACCACUGAAUUAUAAUUAUUGCCCUGCGCGAUGUAAGGGUAUCACAUAAAAACUGGACACCCCACAAAUAAAACUUCUUCAACGCAGAUUAUAUUGCUGCUGAUUGCGGUAUUUGACAUCAGAAACCCACCAUACUUUCAAGUAAAGUGGGUUCAGAAACAUAACUAACAUAGAAAACGAACAUAAAUUAAUAGGGGGUAAGUUUCUAAAGAAACUGUGGUGCUGCGUCGGUGGGGGAGUUUUUUCAUUCAACUAAUUUAUUCCUGUCUUCUCGUCACCAUAUUCCCACCAAUGGCGUAGCUCCACUUUCUGCAUAUAAACCCACACACAACCCACAAUUCCUCCAAUCGCUCUGACGAAGGGCUAACGCUCGAAACGUCAGCUUUUUUACUCUUUACGGUGGCUAAUUUACGUUUUCAACCUAGUUGUUAACACUAAAUUACCUGAUAAAUUAAUACGGUAACGAAACGACAAAACUGACUGGGUGCCAUUGGUCCUAGUAGGAUACAAAAUGUUCCUGGGUAGGAAAAAAGUGGUAAUCAAUCAGUAAAACUGAACCCUUAUGUUUCCGAGAUCUCUACGAAUUACAGUUGGCUGAAGAACAUAUUGUAGCAAUCGAGGCCAUUUAAUUGACCGUUGAGAUUACUUUUAAUUAGUCUUGGUUUCUGACACUCAAUCGACAAAGCGUUUCAUUCCAGAAUGUCCAAUAGAACUCAAAUAAAAAUGAGAAUAGUAUUUUUACAAAUUAAACUACAUUGACGUGCCUCAGGGCGGUUUCGAUUUGCAUGUAACGAAUCACUCGCCUUAUUUCUCAUAGGGUCACGUGGAUCUGCGUGGUAUUAAAAAUUUGACAAUAUUCAGCCGAGAGGUGAUCUUUACGGAAGACAGUCGAUUGGACCUCAGUUCUCCCGACUUAGAUCAAGAUUUAAAUAUUCUGCCUCCUGGUUCCGAUGGAGAUGAUGGGAAGCAUGGAGUUCAUGGUCCAACAGGUGAGUUAAGGGCUGCCGGAAAUUCAAGGCCACAAUCUUCUGUCCUUUUUUUAUAUGUGGCUUGUGUGGGUCAGGACCAAAUGUCAUUAGUGUGGGGGUCGAGAGGUACCAAAUCCCCGAAGUUUACUCCCUCGAAAUAGGCUAAUAGGGAUGUAGUGCUGGAUGGGAUUGCACUUUUAAGACUGGGUUGACUGUAAUGGGGUUACUCUUUCAACAAAGUCAUUAGAAUGGGGUCGCAAAUUGUCGCGAUUUUGGAUUAUGCAACGCAAUAUUUUUACUAUAUUUAUUUAUUCGACUUUGACAGUCACAGUCUACGCCGAAAUUAUUGCUGGCUAUGUAUAUAUUGUAACAAAUGGCGGAAAUGGAAAACCGGGGCAAAAUGGUGCGAAAGGAAGAACGGCAGCCAACAACAAGCCAAAGGUACAUUAUUCAAUAAUUGAUAUGCGUGAUAUAGGAAAACUAAGGGAAAAGUCAUUAUUUAUCGCCUGGAGGGGACUAGGGGGAGGGGAGGGGAGGGGAGGGUGUAUGAUUUCGGGAACGAAGAGGGGUGAUAAGGGGGGCUAUAGAAAAUCUACUGCAAAUUAACUGCCAAUCGGAGUGGGGGGAGGGGGGAGUAGGGAUAAGAAUAGAAAGAAUCAGGUGAAUGUUAUCGAGACACAAUCAAACCCUUACAGCCCCCCCCUCCCCCACGCAGGCGAUGAAUAACGACAGUUCCCCUGUUUAUGAUGAUACGUCAGACUACGAAGCUUUCAUUACAAAAAGGAACUGCUGUAAACUGAAACAAAUUGUUAAAUUUGAAGAUCAGUAUUGAUAAUUUAACGGAUGUUUAGUCUAACGGUGGAGGUUUUGUGUCAAUAAACAAUAAUUACUAUUUCUAACUUUACUAUUCAAACAGCAACCAGACAGGACAAACUCUAACUGCGUAGCAGGCAUAACAAGGACUGGCUGCACUAAACACAUUGCGGGGAUACGAGGUAUAUCAGGCGGAAAUGGAGGAACUGGCGGAGAUGGUGGGAAAUCAGGUAAAACUGAAACUUACUAGAGUAAAUUAAUUUUUUUUCUCUUGAGAUUAACCGAACUGUCCAAAAUUGUCGAUAACGCUACUAGCGUUAUUGACAAUUUUUAGGCCGUUAAGAAUAGUUCCUUUUCUGACGCCGCAACCACGCGCGGUUGGGAGAAGGUUCUCAAGAAAUUCUGGUGCUGCGUCAAUUUGGGGAUUAACAAGAUAAUCUGGUGUUAUCAACUGAGUUGAUGAUGGAAAUUGGCCACCGUAAAGAAUUUCUAAAGCUGACGUUUCGAACGUUCGUCUUUUUUCAGAGGGAAUUAUGAACAGCUAACGCUGUGGUGAAACGGUGGCCAAUUUCCAUUUUUAACUCAGUCGAUACAAAGAGAAUAAUACAUGACGCGCGUGGAGGUAAAGUUUCUCUUCGAGUAUUAAACUCGAUAGCUCACGAGUGAGCGCAGAAAACGAGUGAGAUGUCGAGUUGAACAUGACAAGAGAAAUUCCAUAUCUACAAGUAAUGGUGUAUUAUUUUGUUUAUCAUAUAAACACAAUAGCCCUUUACUGACAAGAAAAGUCAACCUUAUGUUAAUUAAUGAAAAUAAAAGGAUCGAUAAUCCCCAAAGAAAAAUCAUUAAUUGCGUUGGCGCUAAGGCUCAAGAGGAGAAAAUGUGUCGAAACACUUCAAAAACAAACAAUGGAUGUAAUUUUCAAUACACUAUAUUCUCAUUUAUUGUCUAGGUCCUUACCGACAGAAGAAAUCUUUCAAGUAAACGGCCAAAAUCGGCGUGUGGCAAAUCCCCCAGUUGUCGAAUUUCCUUCUCAGCCGCGAGAAAGGCGAUUACCAAGGCCACUGAGAAUAUAACUUUUGGUUUUUCUUCCCGUAUUUUGGUUUUCUUCCCCUACGGAUUUUUCAUUCAUCAAUCUCACUAAGUGGCGCGAAGGGCGGGUGACGUGUCAGCAGCUGAUUGGGCAUGUCAAAUACACAAGAAAAGAACACUAUUUUUUUUCACGUGUGUCGUUAAGGCUUCUCUCAGGGCUGGAAAUCCUUGUAUAACACCUUAGUUUAUAUGAUAAAACAUAAUUAUCCGCAUAAAAAAUUGGUUCAGCGUACGUUUGAUGAGAUGUGGUGAACACACCGGAGGUUUGGAGAGCACGAAAGAUGCGUAACAGUUGGCUGCUCUUCGAGCAAUUGAUUUCAGCCUCUUAGGUACUCUCCAAUCUUCUCAAGUGCUUCAUAUCUAGGUGAAAAAACAGCUGAUGCAUGAACUUAUUGUUUCACUGCAUUUUCCAUGCAGCAGUGAAAUGUGUCUUAUAUGGUAAUUCCCCUGCCAUGCACACGCACGUUUUUUACUGUACCCCGCGCACAAUGGAAACCUGAGGCACUCGCGCUAGCGCUGUUGACUUUGAUUACUUGUACAUGAGCUGACUGUGUUAUAAACAGUAGUAAUCACCAUUUAAAUGCAUUUACUUAUGUCUCUCACCUAGGUAUUUUUUUUAUUAAACUUAACAACAGGAAAUGGUGGCGAUGCAGGCCGUCAAACUCUUCAUGUUUUGAAUGUGAGAGGGAAAAUCGAAUUAACAUCUUGUCGCGGGACUGGAGGGCAGCCGGCAGUAAACGGAUUAGGAGGAGACGGUGAGGACUCACAAAUUCUUCAUUAAUAAAAUUUUGCACAAGGAUGAAAUUAUCUGCCAACUUUUUUUUUCUUUUUUUUUUUCUAUCACUAUGAUAGAAUAAAUAUCAUUGGUCGGACGAAACACCACAAAUGAACCUAUAUCCAGAUUCUCUGGAAGGCAGUGAAACACUCUGCUACCAAUACUUCAUCGGAUCAGGAAGAAGCUUGGCUCACGAUAUGAGUUAAUUAAGAAAGGUCAAAAACGAUACGACGACGCGAAAACCGACUUAAGCAAAAACGAAAACCACGAACAAAGGCAAUUACAUAAUAAUUUGUAAUCCUGGCGCCGACAAGUUGUUAUUGUAAUUGUCGCACAACGUAUGCGACUCGGUGUCACUCUUUGUCGAUAGCUCCAAAUAAAACGGGCAACGCGACUAUUAGACAUUGCCUUCGUUUUUCUAUGGCGCUAUACUUAGCUUUCUCAACAAUCAUGUUUUAACCAGCGGAAUGCAAUCAAGAGAAGGUAUGAUCCUCAAAAAUUAGCUGCAAUCAGUCAGAAAAGAAGGGUGAGAAAUUCAGGCUUAGACUGGACUGGAAUCCGCACAUCCCAAGUGCAUGACGGGAGCGGGGCAAAGUUUAGAGGAUUCUUUAUUCCCGCAAAGGAAUCUGAUGAGGCUGGAUUAAAAGUGGAUUGAUGACCAGCUGAUAGAUGGGCAGAUCAACUUGCAGAAGCAUCAACUGAGCAAGAAUAGUUUGAUCCAUUGAAAGAAAUUGUUGUUUUCAGGCGGUUUAGGAGGACGUGGUGGCCGCGGGAUAAACUGUAGGAGGAGGGACAUAUGUUCUUACAUGGUAUGUCGUCAUCAUCGGUGUGAAUCAUCCGAAUUAGCUGACGAGGCCCCUCGCGGAGCACCUGGAAGAAGCGGAAGCAACGGACAAGGUUUUUUAAUUGCUUAUUUAUUUAUUCUUUAAUUUAAUUUUAGGCGGUCUUACGCUUCCUACACGUGAGAAAAGAGUGGAACGCUGUUUCAAGUUUAAGCGUUCCCCUUCUUCCUAUCCAAACUUGUGGUGUUGGCUCGAGAAAGAAAACUGAAAUGAAAUGUUUUCAGGUCUUGCGUUCAUGUUCAAUGUUCCUUCCAAACAUUAUAAUUUGAGGGGUAAUGCUAGAACACUAGCUAUUAGCCGUUCUGUCUAAAGUUUACGCUUCAAAUGCAUAUUUAACAACUUUCAAUUUUGUUACGAUUUUACUUUUAAGGACUCGUAGCAAAAGGCUCCGAUGGUCAGGUGGAAAUUUCUUAUCUUCAGAAAUCUAGUUUGGGUGCUGAAGAAUUGAAAAAGUAUCCUCUGCAGUUGAUAAAGAUGAUGACAAGAUAUGGUGAAGACCUUCUCUGGGCUAACAAUGUCGAAAAAAGCGACGCUGUGUUCAAGUUUGUUGUAAAAUUGUCAAGUGACAAACCUGGAGCGUCCGAAUUGACGAAAGGUUUGGCACUUUCGAAUAUAUUUUCGUUUAAUGUAGGUUACAGUAAAUUCAGGGUCAGCGGUUUAUCUGCCAAUUAGGUUUCAGUCCCCUCGCACCAUAUGUAUAUAUUUAAAUUUUCGCGCAAAAAGAACAGCAUGUUAUUCAGUUUGUCGUCCUUUCAUCGUUUCUUUAUGGCACCCGUGUACUCCCUUUAUCCAAACCGUCAAGUACGCUUUGCGUUGUUUUUUGCCGUUUUAUGUUUCGCUUUGUAAUCGUAGUUAUUGUUGUCGGUAGUUGGUUGUAGUGUAAUUUAGUUAAUCGUGUUUCAGAAACCACCGGUUACGAUUCAGUUGUAUGGUUUGAGUAACUGUCCGGAAAUUUACUGGUGCGUUCGCUACAAUGUACUUAAUUAAAAGAAACUACAUAAAAGAAAUUUGCUGAUAACUCUAUUUUCGAAAGAUAUGAUCUCAGCCCGGCAAUUAAUACGUAUAUUUCACAAAUCGAUUCCAUGUUGCCGUACGUUUGUACAGUAAUAUAGUACGGAAGACCUUAAAAUGUGGUAGGAAAAAAAAAGUAUGACUGGAGGCACAGCCUUAAAAAUAUUUUAUCAGAAAAUCUAAGGAGGUAAUCUGCAUAGAAGAUGAUAUGAAAUGUAAAUCCCCAUUGGGAGUUUGAAGCGGUACACAAGCAGUUAUCAACUCCCUUGCUAAAGACUAGCCUUAAUUAGUGAAUACGAAGACGGUGGCCUCAAAAUGCCUCACCCUGAAUCUUUAAUUAAAACUCAAAGAAUUGUGUGUCUUGCAAGGUAUUUAGAUGAUAAUAGUAGUCCGUGGAAAGUUUUCUUGUCUCAUUAUCUUAAGAAUGUAGGAACCAGUUUUCUGCUUCAGUGCAAUUUCAAUCCAUCGCGCCUACCCUGUAAACUACCUUCUUUUUAUAAAGAAUGUCUUGAAGUUUUGUCUGACUUUAAUGGCAAUCGCGAUAUAAUAGCUACAAAACAGGACGUUUUAAAUGUGACUAUCUGGAACAACCAGAACCUCUUGAUUAACAAGAAAUCAAUAUACAACAAGAGAAUAAAAGAAGCAGGUUUUGUGAAACUUGGAGAUAUUCUCUCAAAUGACUCAAAAUUAAAAAGGUGGGACGCUUUUAGAGAGAAAAAUCUCUCCUUGUCAGAUUACUUACUCCUACAAGGCAUUUUUUUCCGCCAUUCCGCCUAACUGGAAACAGCUCCUUAACGUUGAGAGAAUAAUAACAACCGAAUUGACAAAACUGUUUCAGACGAUGUUCAAGAUAUAACUAGAAUGACUUCAAAAUCAAUCUAUUCCACCCUGGUCAAACGAAUCCAGAUUUCUCCGACUGCCCAAUCUAAGUUUAAUUCCGUAUAUAAUAUUUCAGGUAAUAUAGACUGGAAAAAUAUUUAUCUAUUGCCGGGUCGAGUCACUCUUGACACCAGAACGAGAGCCUUUCAAUACAAAAUCUUAAAUCGUAUUCUCUACACCAAUAAAAUCCUAUAUAAAAUGAAUUUGGUUCCUUCUCCGAUGUGUACCUUUUGUGGAGAUCACGAAGAAACUCUUGAGCAUCUUCUAAUCAGCUGUACCUACACUAAAAACUUUUGGCUUUCGGUUAUUUCUUGGUUAAAUACUUACAAUAUGAGAAUUGAUAAGCUUGAUGAGGUAACAAUCCUCUUUGGUAUUUCCGAUAAUAACCCUGGGAAUUGUUUGUUAAAUCACAUAAUCAUUCUUGGAAAAUAUACCAUUUAUUCAUGUCGUUGUAAAAAUAUCAAGCCGUCUGUAUCCUUACUGAAGGCUAAAACAUCUGAAACUCGGAAAUUUGAAUUUUUGAUUGCAAAAAAGAAUAAAAAAGAAUCUAUUCAUUAUAAAAAAUGGGAAAACAUGUUAUUGUAACUCAAUAGAUGAGUAUCGGGUAUUAACAGUUAUAGACGCAGUUGUAUAUACAGUCGUUCUACCAAAAAAGGAAUUUGAUGUAGAAGUAUUUGUACAAAUUAGCUUUAUAUUAUUAUAUAACCACAACAUAAAUUAAAUCUAGCCGACUGUGAAUGUAAUGUAACGCAGUAUUUCGUAAUUAGUGUUAGUGAGUAGCGUAAGCGUUAGUGCAAUUAACUUUGUAUUUGUUUGUAUUACUCUAGUAUUUGUGCUUUAAGUGAAAAUAAAAAAAAUGUUAAAAAAAAAACAAACAAAACAAAAAACUCCCUUGCUAAUCAUUUGUUUGGAUCAUUUCUUAGUGGCAAAGAGAAGACUGGCUUUUAUGAACAAAGUAGGAUACGACAGAUUCGGGAAUAACGAGCUGUUCGCACCUAUGAUGAAAUGGGAGGUCUUCAAGGAACAAGUCGAAGUCAUCAAAGAUCGUGCAGAAACGUUUGAGAACGCUUACAAUGCUAUCAAAGAAUCGAUUCAACGGCGUGAUGACGUUAAGACAAUACUGAAAUCACUACCACAGGCUGCCAGACUUCAAGUUGUAAAGCAAAAGAACAGACUGGAAGAGGCCAGACGAGUAGCAGUGAGCGAAAAGGGAGCAUAUGUGUUGGUAAGUGUCCAAACCUCCAUGUCGAAUAUAUACCGAUUUCUUAGCGAGAGGGCACCAACCUGUGAAACUGAGGUCUUCCCUCUUACAUUCUUCUAAGAUGAAUAAUGCUAUACCGGCGAUCUUCACUUGAAAUACUCAGAAUCAAAACACUUUCGUGAGCGAGUUUUGUCAACGUGGGCAUUGCAUACGGCGUCCUGUCCUUCUCUAAAACAUUUAUUUCAAAGGGAAACAGCUAAUGAACAAGUAUUCUGCUCUGACCAGAUGCCUCGACUCUACACGUGGGAAUAUAGCUUAGAAACAAAGUGGAGCUUAGUCCCAUAGCCUUUUCUAACAGUGUCAGAAAAUCAAAGGCUUUACGGAAAACGCACUGGUCGGGCGGUGAGGUCUGAAUUCAAGACAAAGCUGGUCAAUAUUGGUGAAGAAAUUUUAUUUUUAAAGUACUUCUCUCCACCAAAGAGCACCAGUGAAGUGUUAGCGAAGUCGGGCGGAUUGUUGAAGGGUAACCUGCGAUGACGUAGCAUCCAGUCCAUUGGGCGUGGCAUUACUCCUUGUCGCUUCGUGCUAAGGGCUUCCGGAUAUACUCCAGCUAAAAAUAAGCCAGACGGCUAAAUUUCAGACUUGAACUUCCUUGGUUUACUUCAAUCUUUAAGAUAUUAAUGAAUAAAGGGAUUAAGUUUCAAAAGAAACUGUGGCGCUACGUCGGUGGGAGAGUAUAACAGGGUAAUUAAGAGUAAAUAAGGUAAAUUGGUCAUCGUAAAGAGUUUUAAAGAUAAACAAUUUAACUCCAAGUUCUCUCGUCAUAAAAUUAUAUCAGUUUAUCUUAACUUUGUGAAAUGUUAUAAAUAGCAGUAAGUAAGGUCUGCUUUCGCAAUACUGACAAGAGUGAACGCGAAAUAAACUCAUUUGUCGGUUGGAAUUGAAGAUAAUGAAUACGCAAAUACGCGGGGGAACCAAGCCGGGUACAUAUAAUUUCUUUUCAGCAACAUUUUCUCUGAAGAAUAACUUAAAUAACGAUAAGCGACUGAAAUAAUAAUUCAUCUGUUUUAUUUUAUUCUACGUAUCCUUGCCCUAACAUUACAAUUUUAUGUCUCCUCUUUGUUGCACCAGGCUAUUGGUGAGCUGGAGGCAAGUAUGAAGAACAGUCUACUGGAUGCAAAAGGGAUGCUCUCAGAUGUGUACGAAGCAGCAAAGUUUAACAGCGACGACUUAUUUGUCAUUCUUGAAGGAAUAACAGGAUUCUUUAGUGGUGUACUAGGAAAAGAUCCUUUCGCCGCCCUUGGAUCAGCCCUAGGAGUGGUCGGACAUUUUGUUGGCCAAUGUGACCUUGGUGAACUUCAGAAUAAUUUGGAUAAAGUAGAAAAAUGGCUGAAAUUUGGACAGGACUAUGCUGCCCUGAAAGACUCAAGUGAAUUGGAUUUUGACCAAAUGGAUGUGGAAGCUGUACCUGAAGUAAUGCAGGUAAACAUUGAAAUGCUGCAUCUUCGAUAUCUAUGUUUGUGUUUCUUAAUAGCUUGUUGUUUUGUUGUCUGUUUGUUUAUCUACUGAUUUAUUUUACUCUUUUGUCUUUUUUGUUUUCUGUGUGUUUCUCUGCCUCUCUGUCUGUGUGUUUGUCUGUACGCCUCUUUCUUCGACCCUAACUUUAUUGCUGUUUCCCAAGUUAUAUCCAGCUCAUGACGAUUUCUUUAUCUUCUUAUAAAAAGGCUAAUCUGGAAAUGAACAAAGAGGGACUUGCAGCGGACCUUGUUUGCCUGCUGGAUGAGAAGUCAAAACCCCGAAACUCGGCAAAGUUUCAAGAACAGAUCGAACGAUUUUUUAUCGCCGGUGCAGCAAGAAUCGAUCUCAUAGCAAAGGUCAUCGACUUGGAUAACGAAAUCGGUGGACAUAACUUUGACAUUCCGAACUUAGAAGAGACAGCAAAUGAAAUCGAAAGCCUUGGUAACUCUGGUGGUAAGGAUCUUUGUGAUUAUACAUCGCAUCAAUGCUACCUCUUUUUAUAACAAUAAUAUUUGCGCUUACGAUCGCACGCGCGGUCGUGCAAAUGCAGGAUGACGUGUGGCUAUACAUUCUCGCCAAAAUUUCCCAUCAAGUUUAGCUUGAAGGCCACGUCGCUUCACGCUUUCCCUGUUGAUGAUCCUCUCUCCAUAAAUAAGCAGGAAAACGAAUAUUAAGCGUGACAGGUCACGCAAAGCAAGGGUCUAAUAAUAAUAUAUUUCCUUUUUCAGAUUCUCCCAUCGCUGAGAGUACACAGCAGAUGUUUCUGGAUGAUUUACUUACGUCCUAUCAGCAGAUAGAAACAGGAUUUGCCCAACAACUGUACCAGUUGUACAAAGGUUUCGAGUUUCGCUCUCUAUGGAUUGUUCAGGAAAAAUUAGCAGAAUUCGAACGGCAAGCGGUGUCAGCCGCCCAGGGAACAGGGAAUCUCCAAGGGGUUUUAGAGCUUACAAAAGCACUUCAAGGAAUCGAUGAUAUCGAAAAUAGGGGACAGCGAUGCUUCACAAGAUUUCGCCACACAAUCACCACGCACAAAUGGACAUUUGACAGUAACAGAGCUAAAGACAACGUGGUAUGUGAUGUAUUCCUUUUGUCUUUGUUACAGUGAGCUAUUAUAUAAAACAGAUGUUGUUUUUUGCAGUUGUUAAUGUUGCUGUUGAUGUUUUUUGUACUGUUUCCUUGUUUUCCCUUUUGUUUUUUGCUAUUUUUCGUUCGGUCGUUCUUUCAGUAACUGCCUUUUCAAUUUUUCAUUUUGUCUUUCUGAGCAAACUUUGGCAUUUCCACGUGUGGCUUGUUACCUUGUUACGAUUGUGACUGUGGGAAAAUCAAUUAUUAAAGCAACCUCUGCAUUAAAUUUCAUCUUUAUUGCUAUAAAAUUGUUGACUUAAAGUUUCUUCUUCAUUUCCUGCAGAUGUUCGACGAACUUCAUGAAGGCACUACAAGGUUUUCAUUGAAAAUUUCAGACAGCUGCGAUCGCUGUUAUAACGUGCGCCUUUUGAAGGUAAUAACUAGGUUCAGAUAAAUUAUGCUAAUUCAUCUUUGGCCAUAAUUUUAUAAUAAGGGCAUCGAGCAUGAAGCCGGCAUAAUGAGUAAGAUUCUCCAGAACAUGAAACCCUUUUUUUCAGUUUCUAUUACUUUUCUGUAAUUUUUACGGCUAGGUUACUCCAUUGAAAGCCUGGUUAGAACCUCAUGUACUCGAUAUUCCAAGGUUCUAAGGCUUUACUAACACCGCGAGAUUAUAUACAGUUUAUAAUCCCUUCAGUAACACACUGACUCUCGAACGCUCUUAAAUUUAGUAACUACAUGCACCAAAAUGAAAACACAUAUGCAUAAUUUUUGGCAUAAUGUUCUGCUUUCAGGGAUGACUUUCAAAAGCUUAAUGUUCGAAUUGUCGACCAUAAGAGCAAGCUGUUCAUAUGGUAUUUCAGAGUUGUUAUUCUUGUAACAACUCUGUUAUACUCCAUUCACACCAGAAAAAUAUAGUUAGUUGAGCCGUGUUUAACCUUGUUUAUAACUGAAUGAAGAUCAGAGACAGAAACCUGAAAACCCGGAUUUUCCAUGGGGUUUAUUUAGUCAGUAACAUGCAUUUUCAAUGCACUUAAUUGGAAGUCGGCAAACAUCGGUCUAAGUAGCUCCUACGGGAAAAAUAAUGUCAAAUAAUGAUUUAACAAAACAACUUUAGAACAUGUUCAAGCUUUUGUGCCAGUGGGGAAUUUGACUGUCAAUAGAGAUAAUUUUUCUAACUGUCCAUGAGAAUUAAGUUCUGUUCGCCCUAAUCUGUAUGAUUUUUUGUUUUGUUUUGUUCUCCAUUUUCGCCGUUUCUUUUUCAGAUGUAUGUUGAGCUAGAAGGUGAAGAAUCUCAAAGCGGUGAUUACCCAUCGAGGGUUUUUCUUAAAUUAAGACAUCUCAGUGGCUCUUACUUUAGAGAUGGAAACGGGAAUGUCAGGGAAUUCCGGCAGCCUUUAGGAUCAUGGCGGACGUUAGAAUUCGACCGAUUUGCAAUCACUAAUACCGAAGGAUGCAAGAGAGAAAAAGCGAAAGGAAACAGUAAGUAAUGAUUUAAAAGGCUAACCUUAUAUAGUAUUUCGCGAAAGCCCUUCUUCCAUGCGUCACGCAACGCUAUCAUCAAAGCGUGACAUUCUACAGAACGGAGAUUAGACUCUGACCAAACCAAUUCGUUCUUCAACGCAUACUUUUUCCUGCGUUUUUUCUUCCUAUAAUCAACUAACACCCGGAAACGCUGAUAAAAACGGAGCGUGGAGCGUUUUGAAAAAACGCCUCUUUCAUAACCUGGAUAAGACUGUACAUAAUGGACAUCCAGUUUCACUGAAAUCACUUGUAAAAUAUUUUUCUUGCAAAUUUUCAGAGGAUUCUCUCUUCUGUAUGAGCAAGGACGAUUACCGCUUUCAACCGAUGUGCUGCCAUUAUCUCAGCGGUUCACCGUGUGAUGACACACUUCUCGGAGCAGAAGAAUGCCGGAGUCCAUUUGGAACCUACGAAAUGACCAUACCGAUUGACAGCGAAACUUCCUGUACAGCCAGUGGCUCGCGCAUAACAGACGCAAACUGCAAGGACUUUGAUGUAAGUCUGAGUUAUUAGAUUUGAUUAAGAAGUUUUUGGGCAUCUGAAAAUAAAGACAAUCCCCAAGUGCUCUAGGCUAACAAUUUUCCACAAGCGUUAAUUCACCAUUGCAGAGAAAAACUAAUAUUUUAACGUCAAAGUUCGCGUUUUACUUGUCUAAAUUAUAGUACUUUUUAGCGGUUUAGAAAGGUUCUUCCUUCAUAUGCAUUUUGCCUUUUUUUAUUCCUAACUUUAUUCCUCUCCAGAUUUUUCCGAUUCGUUUUUUUAAAGCAAUUACAUCUGACUAAAAUCAAGAGAAUAUUUGAUCUGAUGCCUAAGGAGGAAAUUGAAGCAAACAAUGGCAUCGUAAAACUUGGUAGAUGCCAUGCAAUUAGGAAAAUAAUCCUUUUCUUUUUACCUUUAUUCUUUAUCCUCCAUUUUCAAAGAAACAAUUGUUAAUUAUUGCCUGAAUGAGAUUAGAGUACUGGCUACUUGUUGCAGCCAUAAGGGUCAUAAAUUAAAACUGUGUACCAAAUCAUGUUAGAAUCGAAUGUGAUCGCGCAUGCAGUUAAAACGUUAAAAAAAUAAAGUGAACGGAAAGAUUACUGACGGCUACAAUACGUGAGAGUUCUAAUUAAUCUAAUUGUUUCCUCUUUUGUACAUCAGCGUUCAGUGUUCACAAAAAUGAAUGUAUGGAUUCAGUAUCUGUACUGGACUGGUGAGUACCCAACAGGUCCAGACGACCUAAGAUGCAGCAAUUUUCAGGACCCAGACUCCGAGGCUGAGCAUGUUCCCGUAACCAUUAACCAUGAAGCAUCAGGUGAUAUCAAAUCAUAGAGAAAAUUUUAAAGAAAAAAAAGACACAAUAAACGCAGUGGAAGACUGCAAUCACUGUGAUUUAUGGAAAAUUGUAAACGGCACUCACUAGUUUAAGGCAAGGGGACGAGAAAAAGAAUAAAAUAAUGGCAAAACAUUUUCCUUUGUUUGAAACUUAUUGCACAUAUGCAGGGAGGAAGGUAUUAGUGGUUGAACAGGGCUAAUGGUUUGGGUGCUGCAUGUGCUCUAGUUACAAAAGGGUUCGGUUCAUGGGUUCAUUCGGUCAGCGGACAUUCCCAAUAAUGCAUGAGGCACUGACUAAAAACCCGGCCAAUUCCAUGAUGACCAUAACAGUUGCAGUAGUAGAAAAACUGAUUAUUCUUAGAUGGGUCUGUUGCGGCCGAGAGCAGACAAAGAUGAGCAUAGUCUGUUGUGCAUGAGACACCGACUAUCUUCUUACCGUGGAAUGAAAAGCAAAGUUGGACUGUAAGACUCAUUAAAGAGGAAAUACAUAUUCGACUGGUCAUGUUUAUUUUCAUCACAUUUC